AAAAUAAUGAAAGGCCAACAGAGAACAGAGACAAGCACCAAACACAUAAACAAAUUAUUAACCAGAAACAUUAAACUGCCAUUAAGUAGCCAGAAAAUGCCAAAAGUGUACUUCAACCUCCAACAACAACAACAUUGGCAACAGGUACGACCGACUUAAACAAGCAGAAAGGGAAUAGGCAAGCAAGUAAAAAAACACAAACAAUACAGAAUGAAAUAUUUAAAGCAGCAGCCACUACCACCAUCAUCAUCACCAUACAGCAGAAGCAAGCAGAACAACGAUGGAAACCAGAUUUAGAUUUUUUUUGUACGGCUCACAUCAUAUCUACCACAAGCGCUAUCAGUUGCUGCCUGGCUGGCUGGACUAUUGUUAAGCGCAUCAUAACAACAAGCAAAGAACGGUGUACGGCGAACGCUGGCUGAGUGUAGAUUAAGACAAGCUGCUGCUUAGAGAAGAAGCUCACAAAAACCUUUUGUGUAUUUUGAUUGAUUGACUCGGGCGAUAAAAUGUGGAAAAAAGCCGGUAUCUGAGUAGUUAUGAUGUGUUUGAGGUAAACAAAUAAUUACAUCCAAACCGAAGAGAAUAGCAUCCCAAAGUAAAUAUACAAAUAUCUGAAAAUUCAAGUGUGAGGUCAUCCGUCGCCAGAAGAAUAACCUCCAAGCACAGCUGCUGUUACGCGGUGAAGGUGUCGUUUGUGUUUCUUUUUUUGUUUAUCAAGUUAUUCGAUUAACUUUGUUAACUCCCUGACUACCCAGCAAAUCGUGCAACAAUUCCAAGGCCAACAAAGUGAUUGUUGUAGUGUGGCUAAAAUUAAGCGGGCAACUGGGAAUGUGAGAAGUGCCGUGUAAUUUCUCAGAAAACCACAAACGCUAUUGUCUGCUUUGGGCGGUGCACUGGAUACAAGAAAAGAAAUUCUAUUCCAAAUUAGAGAAAUCUGCAGACUUAAAAAGAAACACCUUGGCCUUUAUAUGAACAAUGGAGAAAUUUCUAUUACUCAGCAUAACGGUGACGGGCAUUGUUGUCUUGUGGCCGCUGCUGUGUUUGUGCGAGUGUGAUGUAGAGCAAAGCCUUUCUUUGCCGGAUUUACCAUUGGAGCAUUUGAAACGCUACAUAAACACGUUCGACAAAGUAAAGCAACAGUAUCAGAACAAAACGGAACUACUGCAGAAAAUCGUGCAAAAAGACAACAAAGGUUGUUGGGGCCAUGAACCGGACUGUGCCAAAGAAAAUCGAUUUCAAACACCCAUUUGCCCGGGCUCGCAUACGGGAUGGGUGCGCAACAAAGAAUCCCAGGUGGAGACAUUCUAUGAGCAGGCAGAUUUUGGUUACAUUAAACAUCAAAUAAAGGAGAUGAAGUUAAUGUGCGAACCCAAACUUAUUACCGAUUCCUCGUUGGAGUGCACCGAGUACAUGAGAUUUUGUCGUGGCCGUUAUCUUAUGUUGGACUUUAGAGAUUUGCCCAAACGGCAAGAACGUAUACGUUAUCACAUGGAUGUACUGAAGGAAGGACAAAUUCAAGGCUAUUGUCAGUUGAAUGAAACUCGCCUCAAAUCUCAGCUAGAUCACAUGGGUGCCUUGCAGUCGUGGUCACCAGAACUGCGCAACUUCAUCGAAUCCAAAGAACCAAUCAGCGAAAGCAGUGAACAGUGUGAUAUGUUCAUUAAUACGCCCACAUUUCUAAUGAAAAUCGAUGCCACCUACAAUAUGUAUCAUCAUUUUUGUGAUUUUUUCAACUUGUAUGCCACGCUGUUUGUAAAUCAAACUCAUAGUUCAGUGUUCGAUAGAAAUACCCAGGUGAUAGUGUGGGAAACCUAUCCGUAUGACUCACCGUUCAGAGAUACAUUCAAGGCGUUUAGUACUAAUCCUGUUUGGACAUUGGAUCAGGUGAAGGGCAAACGGAUAUGUUUUAGAAACGUUGUCUUUCCAUUGCUGCCACGCAUGAUUUUUGGCCUGUACUAUAAUACACCAAUUAUUCAAGGGUGUGAAAAAAGUGGAUUGUUUAGAGCUUUUUCAGAAUUUAUUUUGCAUCGUUUGAAGGUACCCUUUGUUGCACCCAAAAACAACAAGAUACGAAUAACAUUUUUAUCGCGACGUACCAAAUAUAGACGCGUAAAGAACGAAGAGGAAUUGUUGGAAGAAAUAAGUAAAAAUGAAGACUACAUAGUACAAAAAAUUUCAUAUGAAAGAGAAUUAACAUUCCUGCAGCAACUGGAAGUAACACGCAACACUGACAUUCUCAUUGGCAUGCACGGUGCGGGUCUGACACAUUUACUCUUUCUACCCGAAUGGGCAAGCCUCUUUGAACUCUAUAAUUGUGAGGAUCCAAAUUGUUACAAAGACUUGGCCAGAUUACGUGGCAUCAACUAUAUAACAUGGGAAGAACGUGACCUAGUGUAUCCUGAAGAUGAGGGCCAUCAUCCCGAAGGUGGUGCUCAUGCUAAAUUUACAAAUUAUGCCUUUGAUGCAAAAGAAUUUGCACGCCUGGUAGACAAAGCAGCAGAGCAUGUGAAAGCGCAUGUAGAUUUUCAAAAAUAUAAUCAAGAGGCUUUAACAAAAGAUGAGCUGUAAAAUGUUAUUUUUAUAAAGAUAUAUAGUACUGUUGAGAUUAUUAUUGUAUGUACUUAAGAGUUUUUUGUGGUAUUUUCGUAUUUAAGUAAGUUGUAAUUUUAUUGAAAAUAAAAUUAAAAGAACGACAAGUAUUUUUGAUAACCAAAUCGAA
Musca domestica (house fly) is the source of this 2719-nucleotide messenger RNA. RefSeq names its product EGF domain-specific O-linked N-acetylglucosamine transferase (gene Eogt). The transcript has 3 exons. The record is from RefSeq and is a predicted model, not a curated record. The coding region runs from base 976 to 2568 and encodes 530 amino acids. Gene Ontology annotation, cellular component: endoplasmic reticulum lumen. Lineage: Eukaryota; Metazoa; Arthropoda; Insecta; Diptera; Muscidae. Gene Ontology annotation, molecular function: protein N-acetylglucosaminyltransferase activity.